CCGGGACCUAGGAGAGAAAUCCUGACCAAUAGAGAUCUUGGCAGAAGACAUUGUAAGGGGAAAAAAAAGACAGAGAGAAACGCAAAGACUUAUAUUAUACAAGAAACCCACAAACCCAGCUCCGGAAAAAGCCUCCGUCUCCAAAAUGGAUAUGUUCCCUCUCACCUGGGUUGUCUUAGCUCUGUACUUUUCAGGACACGAAGUGAGAGGCCAACCAGACCCACCCUGUGGAGGUCGUUUGAAUUCCAAAGAUGCUGGCUACAUCACCUCGCCCGGUUACCCCCAGGACUACCCCUCCCACCAGAACUGCGAGUGGAUUGUUUAUGCCCCUGAACCCAACCAGAAGAUCGUCCUCAACUUCAACCCCCACUUCGAAAUUGAGAAGCACGACUGCAAGUAUGACUUCAUUGAGAUUCGAGAUGGGGACAGUGAAUCUGCAGACCUCCUGGGCAAGCACUGUGGGAACAUCGCCCCACCCACCAUCAUCUCCUCGGGCUCCAUGCUCUACAUCAAGUUCACCUCCGACUACGCCCGGCAGGGAGCAGGCUUUUCCCUGCGCUAUGAGAUCUUCAAGACAGGCUCUGAAGAUUGUUCUAAAAACUUCACAAGCCCCAACGGGACCAUCGAAUCCCCCGGGUUUCCCGAGAAGUACCCACACAACCUGGACUGCACCUUCACCAUCUUGGCCAAACCCAAGAUGGAGAUCAUCCUGCAGUUCCUGACCUUCGACCUGGAGCAUGACCCUCUGCAGGUGGGCGAGGGGGACUGCAAGUACGACUGGCUGGACAUCUGGGAUGGCAUUCCCCACGUUGGCCCCCUGAUUGGCAAGUACUGUGGGACCAAAACGCCCUCUGAACUCCGUUCAUCAACAGGGAUUCUCUCCCUGACCUUUCACACGGACAUGGCCGUGGCCAAAGAUGGCUUCUCUGCACGUUACUACCUGGUUCAUCAAGAGCCACUAGACAACUUCCAGUGCAAUGUCCCUCUGGGAAUGGAGUCCGGCCGGAUUGCUAAUGAACAGAUCAGUGCCUCAUCGACCUACUUCGAUGGGAGGUGGACCCCUCAACAGAGCCGGCUCCAUGGUGAUGACAACGCCUGGACCCCCAACUUGGAUUCCAGCAAGGAGUAUCUCCAGGUGGACCUGCGCUUUCUGACCAUGCUCACAGCCAUUGCCACACAAGGGGCAAUUUCUAGGGAAACCCAGAAUGGCUACUAUGUCAAAUCUUACAAGCUGGAAGUCAGUACUAAUGGUGAAGACUGGAUGGUGUACCGGCACGGCAAAAACCACAAGGUGUUUCAGGCCAACAGCGACGCGACCGAGGUCGUCCUGAACAAGCUGCACUCGCCGCUGCUGACGCGGUUCAUCAGGAUCCGCCCUCAGACCUGGCACUCGGGCAUUGCCCUGCGGCUGGAGCUCUUCGGCUGCCGAGUCACAGAUGCCCCUUGCUCCAAUAUGCUGGGGAUGCUCUCGGGCCUCAUCUCAGACACCCAGAUCUCCGCCUCCUCCACCCGCGAGUACCUGUGGAGCCCCAGCACUGCCCGCCUGGUCAGCAGCCGCUCUGGCUGGUUCCCCCGCAUCCCUCAGGCCCAGCCGGGCGAGGAGUGGCUUCAGGUAGACCUAGGAGCACCCAAGAACGUGAAGGGUGUCAUUGUUCAGGGAGCCCGAGGAGGAGACAGCAUCACUGCAGUAGAAGCCAGGGCAUUUGUGCGCAAGUUCAAAGUCUCCUACAGCCUAAAUGGCAAGGACUGGGAAUACAUCCAGGACCCCAGGACCCAGCAGCCAAAGCUCUUUGAAGGAAACAUGCACUACGACACCCCCGACAUCCGAAGGUUCGACCCCGUGCCAGCACAGUACGUGCGGGUGUACCCGGAGAGGUGGUCACCGGCAGGGAUAGGGAUGCGUCUGGAGGUGCUGGGCUGUGACUGGACAGACCCAAAGCCCACAGUAGAGACGCUGGGACCCACCGUGAAGAGUGAGGAGACGACCACCCCUUACCCCAUUGAUGAGGAGACCACGGAGUGCGGGGAAAACUGCAGCUUUGAGGAUGACAAAGAUUUGCAGCUCCCUUCAGGAUUCAACUGCAACUUUGAUUUCCCGGAAGAGCCCUGCGGUUGGAUGUAUGACCAUGCCAAGUGGCUCCGGAGCACCUGGACCAGCAGCUCCAGCCCAAAUGACCACACGUUCCCAGAUGACAGGAAUUUCUUGCGGCUGCAGAGUGACAGCCGGAGAGAGGGCCAGCACGCGCGGCUCAUCAGCCCGCUGGUCCACCUGCCCCGAAGCCCGGUGUGCAUGGAGUUCCAGUACCAAGCCACGGGCGGCCGCGGGGUGGCGCUGCAGGUGGUGCGGGAAGCCAGCCAGGAGAGCAAGCUCCUCUGGGUCAUCCGCGAGGACCAGGGCGGCGAGUGGAAGCACGGGCGCAUCAUCUUGCCCAGCUACGACCUGGAGUAUCAGAUUGUGUUCGAGGGAAUGAUAGGGAAAGGACGUACGGGAGAGAUUGCCAUUGAUGACAUUCGGAUAAGCACUGAUGUCCCACUGGAGAACUGCAUGGAACCCAUCUCAGCUUUUACAGGGGGCACCCUCCCGCCAGGGACCGAGCCCACAGUGGACACGGUGCCCGUGCAGCCCAUCCCAGCCUACUGGUAUUACGUAAUGGCCGCCGGGGGCGCCGUGCUGGUGCUGGUCUCCGUCGCGCUGGCCCUGGUGCUCCACCACCACCGGUUCCGCUAUGCGGCCAAGAAGACCGAUCACUCCAUCACCUACAAAACCUCCCACUACACCAACGGGGCCCCUCUGGCGGUGGAGCCCACCCUAACCAUUAAGCUAGAGCAAGACCGCGGCUCGCGCUGCUGAGGGCGGAAGCAAGAACAGCACCCCAAACAAACAAGAAAGACUGCAAACACGUUGCCUCAAUUUUGCACUUUUUCCUCCUCGCCUAGUCUCUAUGUGACUCUCAGAAUCUCUGUCCUGGGUCCCCAACCCUGUGAGCACUCUUAGCGAUCCCAACCAUCCUCCUUCAGUUCCUUUUGGGUUUUGAGUUUUGGGUUUUGUUUUUUUUUCUUAUUUUUUUUUUUUUUUUUUUUGUUGAUUCCAAACCAACAAAACCCAAAUUCUAAUGCUGCAUCUUGGAAUGUCUAAGAAGAGACCCACCCCUAAGCCCUUCACCGCUCAAGGCUCCGGUUCUCUGGUUUUCCCCUUGCCUUACCCCUACCUCCUCUCAGUGGGCAGUCUGCCAGGAGACUUGGGGGGAAAGUGGAUCUGCGUGUCUGUACAUAGUAUACAUUUGCACGUGUGAAUAGCUCUGUGUGUGUGUGUGGGUGUGUGAGAGACUGGCUCGUUGUGUGUGGGGGGAGCGUGUGGGUGUGUUCAGAGAGGGCCCCUUUAAUUCUUGUGUUACUUCUCCUGGGGUACAUUUUACGAGAAAAUAAUAUACUGUACAAGUUCUGUUUACUUGGAGAAGAGAUUGAAGCUUUUUGUUGCCUUAUCUAGCUCUGGCUGGGUUUCUGUUGGCUGUCAUUGUCAUCUCCAGGUACCUAAAAUAAAUAGCGGCCAUAUGGAGUGCAACGUGGCCUCCCCAUCCCUAUCCCCAUCUCCCCAGCCUACCCAACACAAGAGGACGAUUCCCCAGCACACUCAGAUGUGACCCCUUGUCAUGUCUUCUGGUGUCUUUGAAGUUAUCAAGAUAACAGCCUUUGGGUGUGAGUGGAACCACCUCUCCUUCCAGCCCUGAAGCAAAUCUGUCUCAUGUUGCCUUAUAAAAGAGAAGCUCAUAAUGAAUGUUUAGCUUUCAUCGGUUAAGUCCAAUCGUUUGGAAUAAGUCAUAGAGAAUAACGAAUCUGAGACUGGUGUAGGCAAAGCAGUCGUCUGUUUAAGUUGAGAGAAGGAGAAGUUGAACAAGACAAGGAAGAACUGAAAUGUUGUCUCCUCACCCUGGGGGAUUCGUUGGGCCCAACUUAGGAUGAGGUUGAGUAAGAAGGUUGAAAACCAUAUUCUUUGGUAUUAUAUUGGUCGUUGUAAUAGCAUUUGUAAAAUACGGAGGGGAAAAGGAAUCAUGUGCUUUUCUUUCAUGGUGUUAAUGUGUGCCUGAACCUAUAGCCACUAAGAUGUAAGGCUGCCCACCUGACUUAAAUAUCACGGGAGAAAAGAAAGUAAUCAUGUCUUCAAACAUACCAGUGUGCUGCCCCAAAAAGCAUUCAUGGCAUAUGGCAAAUAGACCCUUGUAGGCUGGCCCGGCAUUCGCAGAUGCUGCUGCACUGUCAGAGAGAAGGGUAGAAGAUACAUCCAUUGCUGCUCAUUUGUCCUCUCUAUGAAAUGCAGGGAGAGGGGUGGAUGAUAAUGAUGCUGUACAAAGUAUGGAUUAAAUGAUGAGGCCGAUUCCAUUGGUAGAGAAUGCAUAUUUUAAGAUCCUCACUGUGCUAGGACGCAGCCUUGGGGGAGUUUAUUUUUUACCUUCCUGCCACGAAUCCACUGGGGAGGUACAAAAUUCUCCCCAAAGAUGGUUGCCUGGGUUGAAAGCCUCCAGGCACCUUCUGAGAACAAAAUAGUAAUGCUUUUUUUUUUUCUUUUGGCUGCUUGGCAGAGAGACUUUCAGUAUUCUUUCAGAAUAUCCAGAUAGGUCCCCCCAACAUACAUUCAGCUUUCACAUCUGGUUCAUUUCAUCCUCCUGAAAGAACAGUGCUCUCCCACCCUUACUCUGUUUCAAAGAGCUCCUCUGUCUCGACCACAGCAGCCCUGCCAAGAAGAGAAAAGAUAAAAGGCUAGUGCAUGUGCCACCUUGAAAUUUUAAGAAGUGUCCUACCCCAGCUGAAGAUGGAGAAAGAAUCGGGGCAGGGUGGCCAGCAGCCCAGGGUGCCCUAUGAUGACCAGCAAGCCCAUCACUAGGGCUUUUAUCUCACUGUCCACAGUCCCGCAAAAUGAGUGGCCUUCCUGUAGGGGCCCCAUGAGGUGUGGUGACUCACUUCAUGCAGAGUGGUGACUGUCUGAGUUGCCCUAUACCCUCGAGAAUUCCCCUUUCUAGGAACCUGCUGUGUCUUUAUCUGAUGCCCCCUGUGGCUUCAUCUUUAUGUACAUGCCAUAGUUGAGAAUAUGAGACUGCUCAAAUCUCCGCGAACUCCACGAUACACUUCAGCUGGGGAUGUCACAGUUUCUCUCCCUCUCUCCAUCUCUCACUCUAGCUUGCUUUCUGUCUCUAUCUAUCUCUCCCCUUCUCCUGUCUACCCUCACCCCACCCCAGCAAUUUUCUGUCUAGGUACUGCACUACAAGGGUAGCUCUUCUGUAAAAUGCCAUGCUUUGCAGCUUUCAAAAAAAUAAAAUUCUAUAUUUCAUGGAGGGAGGGAAGAGUCGCUCUCUUCUAAGGAAAUUGACUGGACAGGUGAGUGCAUGCAUGCGUUAGAGUCGCUUCUCAGAACACAACGAGAGGAUAGCAACUAUUAAAAUAUGAAUGAAUGAGUGAGUUGAAAGCCUAGCUGGGGCUGAUAAAGCUUUUGCCUUAUUAGAGGUUUCGCGUCAACACCUUCAGGAGGGAAGCCCUUAUCUCUGGGGUGAAAAUCCCCUUCUUGAUAGUAUGCUAGCAAUUACCAUCACCUAAUUGCUGGCAAAGGCAGAAAAAGAAAAAAAAAAAAGUCAGAGCAUUGCCAUUGACAAAACAGGAUGCUGAAGAUAAAAAUUGUCUUUUCCCUUGUUUCACAUUUUUGGGAUUAAAGCCAGAAUUGAAUAGGAAAUCCAGUAAUAAUUCUGAGGUUGAUAACCCAUCUUUUAAAAGGCCCUGUCUUUAAAACAAAACUAGCAGGCAAGAAAACACCUAAAUAAUCAAAAAUUACCAAAGAACAGCAACAAAACAAGAAAACCUAAAGAUUUUUACUUCCUGAUCUUACCCCCUCCCUGGUACUGUGACAUCCCUGCAUUGCUCAGUUGCCUGUGUGUCAAAAUAACUUGUGGACAUUGGAAACUAUUUGACAAUGUAUUGUGUGGAAUGUAAUAAAAUGAUGAUAUUUUUAUACAAA
This is a messenger RNA of Nycticebus coucang (slow loris), 6001 nucleotides long. It is a transcript of the gene NRP2, whose product is annotated as neuropilin 2. Bases 146 to 2851 code for a protein of 901 amino acids. Gene Ontology annotation, molecular function: vascular endothelial growth factor receptor activity; semaphorin receptor activity. NCBI's taxonomy places the organism in Eukaryota, Metazoa, Chordata, Mammalia, Primates, Lorisidae. Gene Ontology annotation, biological process: vascular endothelial growth factor signaling pathway; axon guidance; angiogenesis. Gene Ontology annotation, cellular component: membrane. The record is from RefSeq and is a predicted model, not a curated record. The transcript is spliced from 16 exons.